GAGCAGGAGAAUUUUUAAACCUGAUGAACCACGUGAGGAGCUUUCCAGUCUAACCAGAAAGCCUCUCAUUUUCUACAGCAAGUAUAGUUCAGUGAAUUCCAAAUCCCUUGGGCCUUUUUCUUUUUUACAUCGAGCAUGAACUCACCUAGCAUCUUGCUGUGACAGUUGCUUGGUAUUGAGUCCAUCUGCAUUUCUUGCACUCCAGAUUGCUUCCAGCUGUGGCUGGCAUGCGUCACUCAUAUUUAGAGUUUACUUUUUUUUUUUUUUUUUUUUAAGAACCAUUCUUUUGGAUUUAUGUGGUAUUUUCAUGAUAGGAGGAAAACAACAUUAUUUGUAUUUGGCUAAAGAACAAACAAGGGAUAUGACUACUUACCAAAAAAAAACAGGGGAUAUGACUGUUGUGAAGCUCCUUGUACCUGGCUGAAGACCUUUAAAACCCGUUGUUGCUAUGGUAACAAAAGACACUGCCACUUUCUGUUGGUGCAUAAGAGCUUUGGAAUGCCUCUAAUAUAUGAUAUCCUGAUUUGAUUUAUUCUAUUUUCUGAAGUGAUUUUAAAUGCUAAAAUCAAGGUCGGAAAGGAGGCGCAUUUUCAGUCGACGGCAUCAUCCUUUGAGAUGUUCACUGCCCCAAGCCGAUGGCGGUGGGCUAAUCAAAUAUCUUACUCAGAAUCCUAGUCUCUAUGACAUUUGAUUGGAUGAUCCAGAAGGGAAGAUAUGGUUGACCAACUUUAUCUAAUGCCGAUCCCCUGGGGCCUUAAUAUCAGAAGACAACUAGAGAAGAUGAGAAUCGCAAGUACAUCAUCAUAGAAAAGAUACUGAGCUCAUAAGCUGGAAAGCCUGUACAAGAAUAGCUGGUGUUUCUCCCCAAAGCCUAUCUGCUUCAGUCCUCAAGGCUACAGCAUGCAUCACGUUUACAGCUUUUAGUGGGUAUCUGCAUGAGAACCAUAUAAGCAACUGCUUAUGAACAGAUUACACCAGCAACAAACUAGAUGGUAACAAAUAAUUUAAUGAUUACUAUAAUUUUAACCAACAAGCCUCAACCCUAUUUAAGCAAGAUUGAAUUGAGAACAAAUCGAUUUAAAGAAAAAAGUCUUCAGUUACAUGAGAGGAGGAAAAAAAUCUAAAGAAACAUUCCUUGUUCUUGUGAGGUUUAUGCAUAACAAUCUAUUCAAGGCAAUGGAAAAGGGAGAGCACAGGGGAUUGCAGGGCCCACUUACUGCUUUUUCUUGACUCGACCCGUUUGUGGCCCGACCAGAUCCGUUAAUCCUUCUUUGCCACCGGUCGGUCGGUUGUUGCGGUUCUCUGCUGAUGGUGACCGUAUUCCGGAGCCUUUGUGUGGAAAUCUCAGGUACGAUUGACCUCAUAAAAAAUUUCGAUGCGGGAAAGCGUCGACGGAUGCGAUGAUUUCCCACGUGCAGCCGCGGCAGCAGAGUUGAGUUUUCUAUUUCAGAACCGAUCUCCCUCACGGCAAAAAGCGCGGGAAAAUGAGCAAAAACUCUCAAGGCGGGAAGAUCCCCUCCCCUCCCCCACCUUCUCUCCUAUAAGAAUUCCCCGACUGCCGUAUCGGUUUCCGAUUUUUUCCCUCCUUGCUUUUGAUCGCCCUCUCGCUCGCUCCAUUUGUUUCCCUGCCUCAAAACCCUAAUCUGAAGAUCGGCCCAAGAAGUCCUAGGUUGGGCCAAUCGAUCAAGUAGGGAUGGACACAGAAGGGCUUUCGAUCAUCUGUGCCGGCCUCGGAUUUUCCGAAGAGGACGAGAACGGGAUUGUAACAGGUUAUUCUAAGAGCGAGUAUUGUUUGGAUAAUUUAAAGGAUCUGCAGAGAUUUCUCCGGCGAGACGAUCCACAGCGGAGAGAUGUAUUCAAACAGAUUUGCAAGUGGAACACGGUGUCUCGUGAUUUGAUCCCGAUUAUUGAACAUUAUCAGAGCGAUUGGAAUUUGGUGAUCGGUGCCGUGAAAAUUUUGGUAUUCCUUACAAUGCCUAUAGAUCCUUCAUCCGAUGAUAUUGCACAGCAGAUAGAGUAUCUGUGGGAGUUAAAAGCUGCAAUGACGCGUAAUGUCACGCUUGCGGUCAUAGUCUCUCUUCUUGAAGACCCCUUGGAACAUCUGGAACGCAAUGCAUUUACAGAGGACGACUGGAAGCUGGUUCAGCUUGUGCUUACCCUUUUUCGAAACCUCCUGGCCAUCCAAGAAAUUACAUUGCAGCAGAAGACAUCUGGGUUGGCUACUCGGUUUUUGUGUCUGACAGAUAGAUUUCUGGAGCUCAUGUUUCAGGAGAAUGUUAUGGACUUGAUCUUAGUACUCACCCAGCACAUUGAUUCUUCUGCUUAUCUUCAGCAUGACAAUUUGCUUUUACUGGAGAUUUUCCACUAUAUUGUUCUGGGUUGGGACCCAGAAUUGAUUGCUCGAGCUUCAAGACAGGGUUCCAAGGUUAAUGGAGAUAUCACAACUUCUGUAGAUUCUCUCAGGUCAAUUAUGGAGGCGGAAGAGAUAAAAAGAAGAAACAUAAGGCUAAGGAACUUCGAACGUCAUUCACAAUUUAGUGGAACAUUUACCUGCCUUACCAUGGAUGGCUCUAAAACAUUGUUUAAAGGCAAUCCAUCUUCUGCCUCUGGAAAUGGCUUGCUAAAAGUUCUUAAGGUUCAACGAGGUCCAUUAAAAAGAACUGCAUGGGAUCAUGGUUGCUUGUCUUUGCCAAAGGAGAGUACUUUGGAAUUGUUACACAACUUCUUAAAUCAGUUUCUAUCAGAAGGCUACAAUGUUUUGAUGCAGUCCCUUCGUGAAGAUAUCGAGAAGGAGCACCAAUCCAUUCAGAACACUGAUGUUAUUACGUUUUUCCAGCUUGCUAAUUUUGUUUUAGCUUUUCAAUAUCGGAAGGCCUCAAGUUCAAAGAAACCUGGCAUGGAGGGACCUAUGUCUGAAGCUUUGCCUGACCAUGUUAAUGUUAAAAACCUGUCAUUCCAUGGGAAUUUAUGUGGACCUAUUGCAGCAACUAUGAAUGAAGCCAUGUUCCUUUUAGUCAUGUCCAAGUGGCGUGAGGCUUUUGAGGGAUUGAAAGAAACUAGUGACUACAAAUCUCUAUCAGCUGCAGGAUCUCUGAUGAAAAACAUGAUUUGCAUGUUAGAUUUGGUGCUAAAGUUAUUGCCUGAAGAUGCAAAAGAACCUCAGACAGCUCGAAUACUUCUAUAUAAGUUAUUUUAUGAUCAGACGGAUCAAGGGUUGACGCAGUUCCUCUUAAACCUGUUCAAAUCUUUCGACACUCAUAAACAGCCUAAAAGUGAUCUUGCAGAUUUGCUGGAAAUAAUACAUGUGGUGUUACGUCUUAUGGAGCAGCUUCAAGCACGUGGAACAUUAAGGGUUUCUAAAAAAUCAAGAAAAUUCAGAAAAAAGAAGACGCAGAAAGGAAAUGAAGUAGAGGCUGAAAAACUGAGAGAACAUGCCAAUCCCUGGAAUGCUGAUGAACAGACAAAUGAGAUUGGAAGGCCUACUUUGGAACCAUUUGCUAAUUCAAACAACUUAACCAAGGAGCCAUUAGCAGAAUCUAUUUUUGUUGACAAGGAAGGUGCUAACCAAGAAGGCAACUCAAUCUCUAAUCCUGUUGCAGAGCCUGACAUGCCUUUGCAGGAUACCGGACAUCUUGAGGAUGAUUUAUCUAUUUUGGACAGGGACAAGGAGAAUAAUCCCAUUGAUCUCACAUAUGAAACAGCAGAUUCUUCAAAUGAUGAUCAGCUCCCUGCUACAAGUGAAGUUGAUUUUAACAUAUCCAGGUUGGUUACAAGUUUUGCGAACAAUGGUGUUUUACAUAAUUUGUGCUGGUUGCUUAAAUACUAUAAAAGCAACUCAGCUAGUACAAACCACUACAUCAUAUGCAUGCUGCAGCGUUUCUGUGAUGAUUUGGAGAUUUCUCCAAUGCUCUACCAGUUAUCGCUCCUCACCACAUUCUAUGCUAUACUAGCUGAUGAAAAAUCAUCUAAAGAAUAUGCAAGUAUUGUAAAUUUUCUCACCAAACUUGUAAGGAAGAUGCUGAAGAUAAUGAAGAAACAACCGUUACUUUUUGUUGAGAUUCUCUUUUGGAAGACACGCAAAGAAUGCCACUGUAUCAAUGCAGAAGCUCUAAUGAGUGAUAUUGCCAAUUUAAAGAAAGACAUCAGAGAUUGGGAUAAUGAUGAAGUUGGUUUGUCAAAUGGAGGGUCAAUCCAGAAAAGCAUAGCGGACUCACUUGGUGAUGAUGAAGCUGAUCUUAUACCACAUGAUGUUUAUGAUGAAAGGGAGGAAAGAUCAUCUGAUGGAUCACGUGAAGAUGAUCUGUACCAAACAAAGCAAACUAUGGGCAAAAGGAACAACAAGAGAUCCACUUUAAACAAUGAGCCUGAGAAGGACAGAAGCUGUAGAAGAAAAAGAGUACAAGUCUUUUCCAAGGAACAGGAGCUCGAGAUCAAAGUCCUAUUCGAAAGGUUUAGGAAUCACAAGAGGUGCAGUCACAUGAUUGCAAAAGCUUUGGAUGCCAAUAAUACAUACACUGCUGCUCAAGUUUCUCGUAAACUCAAGCAACUUGGUCUGCUUGCUCCUCAAGAAAUGAGGUCAACUAAUGCUAAGAAACUAUCAUGCAAUAAGGAAAUCAUCGACAGAGGAGAGCAGUCUGAUGAAGAAACUUUACUGGCAUUUAAAUUAAGAAGCCAAAGAAAAAAGAGCAAGCUAUUAGUGAAGGAGACUACGAUGACAAGCAUAUCUCAGCAUAUGGAAACAUCCAUAGAGCAAGAUUCUGAUUUCGAGACUUUAAGCACCAUAUUCAAAAGCCAAGAAAGGCAAAAUAAAUCACUCGUGAAGGAGGGUACAAUUGCUAGCAUCUCUCAGCACAUGGAAACAUCAGCGGAGCGAAAUUUGUUCAAAGACAUGGUCUCCCAGGAUGAGUUGGAGCCAUCUCAUAGCAAGGAACAUGAAGUUGUUUUUGCUGCUGUGGAUGAUAGGUAUCAGGCUGAGCCGGACAACCUUGGUAAUAGAGAACAAGAUGGAGGCAAUGAGUUGGAGGACUUGGUCGACCCUGGGGAUGAUUUAAGACCGGAUGUACCAAAAAUUUGGAUUCAGAAGAAACCUCAAGUUGAUUGUUGAUGAUGAAGAUGAUGAGUGAAACAGAACGUGUAUAGGGAAUAUAUGAAGAAUUUAAGGAGAAAUUUUUGUUUGGAUCGAGUUCUGUUAUGCCUACCCCGAAUGAAGCACCAGAUUAUGGAGACAACAGUCCAACACGUGAAGUACAGAAAAUAAUUAAGCAAUAUUUUACAAAGUUUUUUGUGUGGCAGGAAACUUACAGCCCUAUUAACUGGUCUGACCAGAUUGAUUUAUACAGCUGAAGGAUCUGUCGAAAGUGGCAUUCUCAAUCCAAGUUCGAGCAGCUGCAUGACAGUACUGAUUUUGCUGGCAAAGAACCGAGUGGAAGCAUGCAGCUAACCCUAAGCAAUUUUAGAGAAGAUGUUAAGUAAUACAUAUAGAGCAUAUUUUUGACAGAGAUAUCAACCCUAAUCUGGGUGGGGUUUGUAUGCGCCAACCUUGGUAAAUCUUGUUCGUUCUCAUUUUCCAACCUUUGUACAAAAGAAGAUUUUUCAAAUAUUUUGAUGGUCAUUACUGAAUGUUUUGCACUUCAUCCCAUUUCCUACCAUCAAUUUUUAUGGCCUUGCUGAUGUAA
Messenger RNA from Elaeis guineensis (African oil palm), 5675 nucleotides. Lineage: Eukaryota; Viridiplantae; Streptophyta; Magnoliopsida; Arecales; Arecaceae. The record is from RefSeq and is a predicted model, not a curated record.